AUGAGGAAACUGACGACAGAUUCGCAACUAUCAAACGAAACAAUGCGAAGAAUUAAAAACGUGGUAGCCACCAUGUCCCAGUGUUUGGUGGAGAUCGGUGACAAAGAAGAGAAGUUUGUGGGUAGCCGACAAUGGAUAGGAAUCGAGUCACGUUUCAUUGUCACGAAUUCCGGAGCCGAAGUGGCUGAGCGAGUGCGCGAACUCGCACUGCACUUCCAGACGGUUGGCACGCCAGUAAUGAUAGGUGGAGGGCAGUUGGCGCACACAAUUCUGGGAGUGGAUUUCGAUGAAAAUACUGGUGAAUGCGGAUUUCUAGUCCUUGAUCCACACUACACUCGGAUCAGAAGAUCUCAAAGUAGUGCUAAACAAGGGCUGGUGUGGAUGGAAGCCACCGUCGUUUUGGAACCCAGAGUACUUUUACAAUAUGGUACUACCUCAACUCCCAAGAAUACUUUGUGA
Molecule: messenger RNA, 459 nt
Organism: Ostertagia ostertagi
Lineage: Eukaryota; Metazoa; Nematoda; Chromadorea; Rhabditida; Trichostrongylidae
Source: the annotation of a GenBank genome assembly